Messenger RNA from Medicago truncatula (barrel medic), 1344 nucleotides. Its product is annotated as phytochrome-interacting ankyrin-repeat protein 1. Gene Ontology annotation, molecular function: protein binding; ubiquitin-protein transferase activity. Gene Ontology annotation, biological process: protein K6-linked ubiquitination. The record is from RefSeq and is a predicted model, not a curated record. NCBI's taxonomy places the organism in Eukaryota, Viridiplantae, Streptophyta, Magnoliopsida, Fabales, Fabaceae. The transcript is spliced from 3 exons. Bases 541 to 1059 code for a protein of 172 amino acids. Gene Ontology annotation, cellular component: BRCA1-BARD1 complex; BRCA1-A complex.
GUGAAACACACAAAAUUGGAAACAAACUUAAUUUACAUCUUCUUCUCCUAAAGGGUUUCAUUCAUAUUCCUCCUCAAUCUCCUUCUUUAUCCCCUUCCCUUCAACUCUGCAAUCUCCCUCUCCUCCGUUCCAAUGAAACCAGGAUUCAUCUGAUUCGAUUCAUUUUCACACCCCCUUCCUUUUCCCCAAUCCCUCUACCCAAAUUCGAUUACCAAUUAUAAUGAAUCCAAUCUUCGUUGUUCACAACCUUCGCGUUUUCGGUCCCGGCUUGAAUCCCUUUGCACCUUAUUGUUUGUCCAAUCAUUCCCGCCAGACUCGUUAAUUCUCUCUCUGAGUUAAACAACCUCUUUGCUUCUAAUUUCAAAACCCUUUCUCUUGAAUUUCAUGUAAAAAAGAGUCUUUUUCAGAUUCAGCUUUUGUUUGAACGGAGGUUUCAAUUCAAUACACUUUGGGAAUCUAGGGUUUGGGUCUUUUUUUUUUUUUUUUUUAAUUUGUAUUAUUUCGAUUAUCAUAAUUUCUGUGGUUUCUGUGAGAGAAGACAUGCUUCAGGAGAGGCCAAUUUCGUUGCGACAAAGUUCUUCGAGAAGGAGGUUGUUGAGGCCUGGGGUUGAUACUGAUGAUAGAGGUUGGACCUCACUUCAUGUUUAUGCAAGGAAAGGUGAUAUUAAGCUAGUAAAAAGGCUUCUCAACGAAGGAAUGGAUGUUAAUGUGACUGCAUGGGGCCCUAAAUCUAAAGGUGUGACCCCUCUCCACCUUGCUGCCGAAGGUGGUCAUCUUGGAGUGAUGGAUGAACUGCUUGAGCGUGGUGCCAAUAUCGAUGCCAGAACUAAGGGUGCUUGUGGCUGGACACCGCUCCAUAUUGCAGCUAAAGAGAGGAAUAGGGAUGCUGUGAAAUUCUUGGUAGAGAAUGGAGCAUUCUUGCCACCGGAUAUCAAUGAUAGCAGAUUUAAUCCUCCUCUUCAUUAUUGCCCAGGACUUGAAUGGGCCUAUGAGGAAAUGAAGAGACUUCGACAGGAAGAAUUAUCUCCGGAGGACACAUCUUGCAGCUCUGAAAAUUAAUCUUCAUUUCAGUGAUUUGAUUGAUGUUUGGCUCUUAUGUGUGAAUUGAUGUAGACCUGAAAUAAACAACUUACUAUGCAUAAGUUGCAUUUAGUAUGAUGAGAUGUAUUAUUGUUCGAAUAUGUUGGUCGGAAACAGUGAUGCAACAUUGUUUAUGUGUAAUCAUUUAUUCACGGUGUGCACCAUGCUUUGUUCCCAGGUGUGGAAUUACCAUUGUUUUGGACUUGUUUUUUGUUACGAACAAUGUUACAGUCGUGCAAUUUUAAGGUGUCUUUGGUUUGAGUA